UGUCUCUGGAGAGUGGAAGUCUAAAGAACGGUUGAAGUCAGCUCUUACAGAAUGGAUUCCAUCUUCUCUGUGAUUGGAUCCUACGUUGACUGGGAUGUGAAAAGUCUGCUGCUCUUCUUGGCAGUUUUCCUCCUCACCACAGAUUAUAUCAAGAACCGUCGGCCGGCAAGCUUCCCUCCAGGACCCUGGGCACUUCCUGUUGUAGGCAACAUAUUCACCGUGGACCACAGCAGGACUCACGAGAGUCUGACAGAGUUAGGGAGAAGAUAUGGGGACGUGUUCAGCCUGAGAAUGGGCUCUGAGUGGAUGGUGGUGUUGAAUAGGUAUGAGGUUCUGAAAGAAGCUCUGGUGACUCAGGGAGACAGCCUGGCAGAGCGACCUGCCCUCCCUCUGCCGGUGGAAUCAUGCAAUGGACUAGGUCUCGUAUUCAGCGAGAGUCACAUCUGGAGGCCGCAAAGACGUUUUGCACUUUCAACCCUCAGGCAUUUUGGACUGGGCAAGAGGUCACUUGAACCUGUUAUCCGUGAUGAAUUUACACAUUGUGCAAAGGAGUUCAGUGACAACAAGGGCAAGCCCUUCGAUCCACACCUAACCAUCAACAAUGCCAUCUCCAACAUCAUCUGCUUCCUGGUUUUUGGUCAUCGCUUCGAGUACAGUGAUGAGACCUUCAUGAAAAUGUUGAAGCUGAUAGGAAAAGGCUUCCAGAUCGAAGCCUCCAUCUGGGCACAGCUCUACAACUCGUUUCCUCUGCUGAUGAGACGUUUGCCGGGGCCACAUCAGAAGGUCAAGCACAUCUGGAGUGAAGUGGGGGACUUUAUAAGGGUCGAGCUUGAAGAGCACAAACAGAACUGGGAUCCUUCGGACCAGAGAGACUACAUAGACUGUUACCUGAAUGAGAUGAAUAAGGCACAGGCGGACGAUAGUUUUGACGAGGAGAACCUGGUGAUGAGCAUCCUCGAUCUGUUUGUGGCUGGUUCAGAGACCACGUCCAGCACCCUGCUCUGGGCUUUUCUUUACAUGGCGAAUAACCCUGAAAUCCAAGAGAAAGUCCAGGCUGAAAUAGACCGAGUGAUUGGACAGUCCAGACUGCCGUACAUGGAGGAUUGUGCCAACCUGCCCUAUACUUACGCUGUCGUCCAUGAGGUGCAGAGGAUGGGCAACAUAGUUCCUCUAAGCCUGCCUCAUCUCACCACCAGAGACCUCCAGCUGAGAGGCUACACCAUCCCAAAGGGCGUUACAAUCAUUCCCAAUCUGACCUCUGUAAUGUUUGACAAGAAUGAGUGGGAGACGCCCUUCACCUUUAACCCAGGACACUUUCUGAACGAGGAGGGCAAGUUUGUGAAGAAAGCUGCUUUCAUGCCUUUCUCUGCAGGUAAACGAAUGUGCCUCGGGGAGAGCCUGGCCAAGAUGGAGCUUUUCCUCUUCUUCACCUCCUUCAUGCAGCACUUCACCUUCUCCAUGCCUGCUGGGGUGAAAUCUGAGCUGGAGUAUUGUUUUGGCCUCACUCUGGCACCACGUCCAUAUGAAUUAUGUGUAUCACCACGUUAAUACUCCAGAUAAAAUACCAAUUUUAAAAUCGAAUAGCAAUGCAACUCAUUUUAUGUGCACUGCAAUGUUGAAUUUUGAAUACAGACACUGAAUAUUUUGUGAUUUA
This is a messenger RNA of Platichthys flesus (European flounder), 1654 nucleotides long. RefSeq names its product cytochrome P450 2J6-like. NCBI's taxonomy places the organism in Eukaryota, Metazoa, Chordata, Actinopteri, Pleuronectiformes, Pleuronectidae. Gene Ontology annotation, cellular component: intracellular membrane-bounded organelle; cytoplasm. Gene Ontology annotation, molecular function: heme binding; oxidoreductase activity, acting on paired donors, with incorporation or reduction of molecular oxygen, reduced flavin or flavoprotein as one donor, and incorporation of one atom of oxygen; iron ion binding. The transcript has 9 exons. Bases 52 to 1548 code for a protein of 498 amino acids. The record is from RefSeq and is a predicted model, not a curated record. Gene Ontology annotation, biological process: xenobiotic metabolic process.